Colossoma macropomum (tambaqui) is the source of this 1267-nucleotide messenger RNA. RefSeq lists its product as uncharacterized. Gene Ontology annotation, molecular function: 2 iron, 2 sulfur cluster binding. Gene Ontology annotation, cellular component: intracellular membrane-bounded organelle; mitochondrial outer membrane. Lineage: Eukaryota; Metazoa; Chordata; Actinopteri; Characiformes; Serrasalmidae. Gene Ontology annotation, biological process: regulation of autophagy. Bases 105 to 467 code for a protein of 120 amino acids. The transcript is spliced from 3 exons. The record is from RefSeq and is a predicted model, not a curated record.
CGUCUGCGUUCGGGUUUACAGUCUGUCAGACUUGCUGGGCGACCUUGCGGUGAAGCCGCCUGCUGACUAAAUCUCUUACCGUCCGGUCAAACCCGCCGACCGCCAUGCCGCUGCAGCUCUCCGGGCUUCCUGGGCUGACCAAACCGGGGAUCUGUGGGUUCACGGUCUCGAGAGAUCACCUGACCAUCGUCGUUCCUGUUGCAGUGGCUGCGGCUCUGGGCACCUACCUGCUCACCAGGUACUUCAGUAGCCAGAGCUGCUCCAAGGGCAGGGUCAACCUGGAGCACAACAAAGACAGCGCCAAAGUGGUGCACAGCUUCGACAUUGAGGACCUCGGCAAGAAGGCCGUCUACUGCCGCUGCUGGAGGUCCAAAAAGUUCCCCUACUGCGAUGGUGCACACACCAAACACAACGAGGAAACUGGAGACAACGUGGGUCCUCUCAUCAUCAAGAGACGAGACGCGUAAUCCAGCUUUCUGUCACUCUGGUGCUGCUGUGAUAAAUGUAUGGAGUAAAAGACCCUGUGUGAUGAGUGUGUGCAUUCAUGUCCACAUGCCAUUACAGGGUACUGUAUCUUGUCAAAUACUGUGCAGAAUGUUGGGAAACUUUAAAAUCAAAUACAGCAUUUUCAUCAUUCUCUUGAUGGUGUGUGUCCUACUGUUUCACGAAAAAGCGCUUCGCACGUCAGCUCGUCUGCAGCUUUAUUGCAGCUUCCCAGCUCAAACCACAGAGAUCGCAGGCUGCACUUCCUGCUCUCAUGCAGAUGUCUCUCGUGUUUUGUUUGUUGUCUCGCUCUCUUGACGUUUCAGGCCAAAGUAUCUGUGCUCCUGCCUGCACUACAGAACACAGAAGAAUGUGUUAAGUGUUAAAUCCUAAACUAAAUAUCUUGGAAGACAUAAACGUUAAUACGCACAUACAUGAUAUGCUAAUACGCACAUGAAUGCCGAAGUGUUCACCACAUGACCAUUUGUACAUGUCUCGGUUACAGUGUCAGUGCUAAGGUUGUGGGGGAGGGGGGUAUAGUUAAAGAACUGUGAUCAUUUAAGUUGUAUCACUGACGCUCUCUUUCUGUAUGCUCUAUUUGCAACUGUCUGCUGUUCUUUUGGCACCUUUGGGAAAAUAAGAUGAAGCAAAAACAGCCAGACUGUGAUUGCUACGAAUCUUCUGAUGCCAUUUGGCCUCGUUUCCUGUGCUUUAAAGCGGUGACGUGAAUCUGCCUGUACAAGUGACACAUAUAUUUUGAAUAAACCUUGUUGGAAGUAGUUAA